GGCAUCAGAACUGUAGCGUCCCACCUUCGUAUUUAAAAAUUUGUUUUAAAUUAAGUUGUAUGUGAGACGAUUUAAACAUGGCAAGAGAUGGGGAAAACUCAUUGGAUGAAUUGGACGACAUUUUAAACGCCACCGAAACCGAUGAUGAUAGACUGGCUGCGUUUUUGAAGAUAAAAGCCGCUAGGCCGCAGUCCAAGCCCAAUGCACUUUUUGCACUGGACAACUUGGAAGUUUCGAUUGACCCCGACAUAGAAUUGGUCAAAUUGCCCUCAAAACCACAGCAGCAAAAACAAAAUUCUGCGAAGAAUAAAAAUUUUGCAGUCCCGUCGCAGCCACAACUAGAAGAGAAAACAUCGCCAUUACGUGAGAAUGUACCGCGACAUCGUUCACUUAGCACUUCACCAGUUUUAGCUCCCAGAUCGCCGGGUGCAGCCUCGAGGCGCAGUGGUGGCGUGCCUGGCUCUGACCGGUUACGCCGUGCGGCUAUUGGGCGACGCUCGUUAUCUUGUGGCCAACGUAAUUUAACGUUGGAGUUUAAUAAUUUGAGAGAUUCUCAGUUUCUGCCGACUGUGAGUAGCACGCCGUCUAUGGACAGAAACAAAGAUGAAUGUCAGCAAGGGGAAGAGCAAUCGUUUACUGUAUUAAAAACAUCACAAAAAGAAGCUGACGCAUUGGCGAAUUAUGAGAAAUUACAAAACAGCUUUGAAAUAAUUGUCACGCAGCUGGACCGGUCCAAAAUUUCAAGAACACCAAUAACACCAGUGCAAGCAAAACACAAUGAAAACGAUAGUCAGCCUUUCUGUUUUCAACCUCGCGUGCGUUUAAAGCGCACGCCAUUAAGAAUUAAUCAGCAAAUUUUGGCGCCUGAAACACCCAAGCAAAUAAUGUCACAAUCAGUGCCACAAACGGAGGAACUUGUGCCCGAGACACAGCCAGAAGAUGAGCAGCAGGUUAAAGUUACGCCUACGAGAGAAGCGCGGGCGCUUGCAAUACAGAAGUCUGGGCCAGAAGCAGAAGAAUUUAUUCCCGAGACACAGACAAAAGUUGUGCAGCAAGAUAAAGUAACGCCUGUCAAACCAGCGCAAGCAACAAACACCGCAAAAUCAACUGCAGAACUUGUUAGUCGUAGCAUACAGACCACUAAAAACUCAAACCAUGCAAUAAUGAUUGAUCUUACCCUAGACGACAACGAUGGUGAUGAUAAGUGGGAGAGCAGUACAGUAGCAUUGGAUUUGGCUCCUGUGGGUGGCAACACAACAAGACAACGUCGUGUGCGCCAGCAUAUGCAGCGUAUAGAAGACUCUGACGAUGACGAUGACAAAGAACAAUUGCUCGACUUGCAUCGUACGGGUUUGAGAGAAACUUGCAAUCAAGGGAAAAAGCUUUCGGCAAAAAUACCGCUCAAUAAGCCCUCAAUGGCAGCCAUCAAUGGUGAAAAGUUCGCCGAAGAGCUGACGCGUAUGAGUAACUAUGAGAUUCUAGAUUUACGCAAACGUAAUUCCCUAGGUUUGCUACUUGAAUUAAAUCAUGAGAAGUUCGAAGUGGAGCAAAGCAUACAAUGGGAAAUAUUGCGUCGUAAUCUAAAAGGGGAUGCUGCUGGCCUACCCCCAACUCUAAGAACACUGACUGUUAGUGAAACUACGACAACUACUAGAAAUGAGUCAAUAAUACAAUCAACGCCUGCGCCACCACCAGAUGGCUAUAGAGACAGUUUAGUAGUCGCAGAUCCAGCUUCGCACACAACAGUACAGCUGCAGAGCUCACCUCCAGCUGGUUUUAAGGAUACUUUAGUACAUGAUGAAGUGAUAUCACAAGACUUUCCAACGAAAAUGCAAAAACCGGCAAAGCUGCGUAACUCACGGUCUAAAAGUCGAGGCGUACCCAUGACAGAGGAGCUCAAGUCGUACAUCGAAUUAUCUGAGACCAUAGAUCAUCGUGUACGCUCAAAAUCAGGCAGUAACGGGCAAAAGCGCUCCUUGUACACAAAAGGCAACUCAGAUGGCGAGGAAUCUCCGUCACCAGAAAAAAAAGCACGCCCCAGUCGUAUACAAAUAAUGUCAUCUCCACAAAAACAAAAUGAGGAAGAAAACAUACGAAUUUUAUCACCUCCUCCACCGGUCUUACACAGCAGCAGGGAUAUCGAAGACAUACGCAUUGUAUCACCUCCGCCAGCUUCUGUACGCUACUCACAAUCUUCACCUCAGAUGGAAACAACGCAACACAUAGAACGGGUUGAGACUCUAACGGUACUGCAAAUUAAUGAGCCGCCGAGUAACGAAAUUGAUGAGCGCACGGCACCUACUACGUAUAUGGAAGAGUUGCGCGUGCAAUCACCUACACCUCAAAUGCCGUCAUUGGCACCAUCAGCUGUAGAGCAAAGUACUUCAGACGACCAGCCCAGCACAAGUCGUGCCGCACGUAAAGCGCUGCAGUUGAGUCUGAGUAUGAAAAUCGCUGAAAAGCAAAGUAAGCGGGAAAAGCAAAGACAUAAAAGCGAUGAUACAUUCAAAAAGCCUACUGGCCCAGCACCGCGUUCGAAGAGUAGAAUGAAAAAUGAGUUGAGAAGACUACAGAAUACCUUAGUGAACCGACGGCAGUUGGAGCAACCUAAAGAGACAGAAUUAACUGCUGAUCAUGAAACAACUGAUAUCCGUCGAUCUAAACGCGGACAAGUACCACUCCGUAAUGAUUUUUGCCACACGUUUGCCGAUCCCUUUAAUUAUAUGUUCGGAUCUAAUGGAAGUCUUGGAUCAUCAAUCAGCAGUCGUAAAAGUCGUCCAGUUGUAAAUAAACCUGAGGCUGUGAACAAUAAACAGUCAAUUUUCAGCAGCACACCCCGCACUGAUGUGCCGAGCGACACCAGCACAAAUCUGAAGCGCAAGCGUGAACAGCAGGAUCCCCAGUCAAAGCAUUUGAAUAUAGUAAACAAUUUUUCUGGUAUGUCAGGAAUAUCGGAGCUGAGCCAAAUAGCAGAGGAAAUGGAGCAUCAGGAAGAGAAAGAAAUUGAUCAGCCGAAAUUACAAAAGGCGCAUUCAGGCAAAACAAACGAAGAUAAGAAAAGAAAGAAAGAAAAGAAAAAAAAAAUUGUCUUACCUGAGCCGCCAAUGAAAUAUUCCUUUAUUGAGCCUGGACCAGUAGCUGAAGCAGAAAUAGAACCAGAACCAGAAAAAGAAGCAGAAAUCGAAGUUGAAAUACAGCCAGAAAUAGAAUCUGAACCUGUUCCAGUAACAAUAACAAGCCAAAAUACGGUUGAUCAGGCGUAUUCGUGGUUGGAUCAUGUGCGAGGCGUUACCGACAUGCCAACGAGUUCAAACGCGGAUAUGCCAAAUCCAAGCAAUGAAUCGAUGCUCAUCUCUACCGUGCAGCAAUUGGAGUUUUCUAAUGUGGAUGGCAUUGACUAUGGAUUUUAUACAACGGAGGAUAAAUGUUGUAUAGGAUAUAUACGCUUUAAGCCGCUGCAAGAACGUGGAGUUAAGCGCAAUAAAACGCAUACUUUGCGAUUUGUGGCAAUGUACGGAGAAUUUGACAUUAUCAUAAUAAAUGGCAAAACGAGCGAAUCGCAAACUCACCAACUAUAUUGUGGAGACUUAAUAGAGAUAUUUGCUGGAACACGUUUUAACAUUAUAAACCGUUUAAAUACAAACAGUUUAAUAAUGGUUAAUCGCAAAUAAUUGAUGACAGAACGUUGACGGUUCGAUUUAUUUUCUUAUAUUUUACAUACAUAUACU
Molecule: messenger RNA, 3728 nt
Organism: Drosophila busckii
Lineage: Eukaryota; Metazoa; Arthropoda; Insecta; Diptera; Drosophilidae
Exons: 7
Coding region: 78-3671 (1197 amino acids)
Source: RefSeq, a predicted model, not a curated record